AUCAACGAACAAUUUUAAAAGCUCUUGUUUAAUUUCAGACGACGGGAUAACAGAAACGAAGAUGACAUCGGAUUCGGAGUUUGAUUUCCUGCCAGCGGCUGGACAAAUGAGAUUAACGGCGAUUCAAAAAGCGCAGAUAAAUCGUGCGCGCGAAAACGCCAUGGAGGAGUUGAAAUCCGUGCUCGAUAGAGUACGCCUGACCGUGGACGAAUACACUACAGCGGAGAAAGAGCUGCAAACUAUUGAAAGCCCUGAUCCAGAAUUUGAAGCAGAACAAGAGGAACGAAAGAUGCGCGAAAGGAAAAUGAAGAGAAAGGAAAGGAGAGCAAUGAGAAAAAUGAAACGAAUAGAGGAGAAAGAUGGAGAGGAAGGGACAUCGCCGGAAUCUUAUGGAGACUCAAGUGGAUCGAGCACUGAAGAAGACAAAGACAAGGAAGACGAGGAUACCGAUGAGAGGGAAACAAAGCAAGAGACAUGGACGGUGCCGGGACAAGUCCAAAGGAAGAUCUCACAGAAAACUUUAUUAACGUGGCCCUUCCCCUUGUAUACCAUUAAUUAUUACUAUUUUUCCCACGCUCUUGUCAUGUUGAUCAGUUCAUUUAUCACAACUAUUACUAUCUUUGUAAAUUCACAGCGCUCAAAACGCCGUAGAGUUCUCAAACUGAUUACAUCAUACUUGGAGCUUUGUGUUGAGAGGGAAGACAUUAUGCGUCAGAUGCAGUUAUGGAUAGAGUCAACAGUGGACGAGGAACUGAUGAAACCAGCGCGAGUGUUUCUGUUCAGCCCAGAGCUUCUCCUGGACGAUCUGCCACUCGAGCUGACAUCAGAAAUGCAGACUCUUGGCGCCGCUUUGUUGCGACUGAAAAACAUAGCUGACUCGCUUGGGAUUGGAGGCAGUAACAUAGACGAAGAAGAUGGAAGCUCCCAUAAACUGCUGACAAAAGCUCGUGGACCUCCAAAACCAAAGACAGUGUACAGCUGUAAGUGUAUUGUAGCAAUCCUACUUUUGGAUGAACUAGAUAACGCGGAGAACUGGGUACAAGCCGAAAAUGAUGUAGAGAAGAUUAUCGAGCACGCAAUUAAAACUGUUCCCAUUCGAAAAAUUCGCCUCAAUCUUGACAACGCCAAGAAACAAUUUUUACUGAUGUCUCAGCUGAUGAAGAGAAGAAACUCGACCAUUCGCCAGGUAAGACUUGAUGAAAAAGCUAUCAAUCUUGAGGGAGAACUCGUUAAAGCGAAGAGACAAAGUGACGAAUUGAGAAAAACCAACAAAAAAGCGCAAGUAAAAGCAGAAAGACUUCAACACCGGAAUGAAGACCUACAAAACAACGUGAAAGAACAACAAAAGGUCAUUGACGAGCUUAACGAAAAGUUAGAUGAGUACAAGAAGAAGGAGUCUUAUGGAUUAUAUCGAAGUAGCAGUGAAUCCACGGCAAGUUUGAAAGACAGCGAGGAAAGUAUGUCAGUUGUGAGCCUCGUUGAAAAACCGUCACAACAUCUCGGCCCAACAGGAGAAAAAGUCUUGAUCAAGACACCAAAGUCAUCCAAAGCUCACAUUGCUGUCCCUGGUGAUUCUCAGAGCGAUUCUACGACCGUAGAAGCGUCCAAGACUAGCGAUGAAGGCAGCAAAGAACUGAAAGAAAGUUUGGAAAGAGCGCAGGAGGAGCUGAAAAUUGAGAAGGAAAAAUUCGCGGCUUUCGAGCAGGAAUUUAUGACGCUACAAACAGACAAAGUGAAAGUUGAACAAGAACGGAGCGAGCUUGAGAUACAACUGGAGGAUGUUAAACGGGAAAAUGAAAGAGCAAUGGAAGAGUUGACUCAGAAGUUAGAAGACAUGGAAAGGCAAAACAAAAGGAUGACAGGCGAGUUAGAAUGCAACGAGGAAAUGAUCAAAUACCAAGAGGAGAGACUCGGACAGUUCAUGGAAGAAAUCCAAUGUCUCGAGGAACGAAUGAUGUCCUUUCCCAAUACCCCUGCGACAAUGAGUAUCGCGAGCAUGGCGGGUGGACCGCGGCGCGAACGCAGAAAGACCUCACUUCAGUUGGGUUUGGAGCCGCAGACCGCGCGUCAAAUGGUGGCAAAAGUAAAACAACAAUACGAAGCCGAGCUGCUGAGCAUGAAAGAUCAUAUGAGUAAAGAAACUCAGCGACACCAGGCUGAAUUAAGACGACUGGAACAAGAUCACAAAAAAGACGUGCAAAACAUUCACAAAGAAUCUUUGCUGUUGCUGCGGGCUCUCAACAGAUUCAAGGACACUGUCUCAACACUACUGGAAAGAGAACAUCUAAGUCAAGAAGCGCAUGCCAUUCGUUCUCAUGCACCAUUACCGCUGGACGAAAAUUUCGGGGACACACGGCAGAUGCUGGCGCGCAUGGCUAUUUUAUCCAACGAGAUGUUGAUAUCAGUGGAACUGCAUCUUUCAAAGGGACUUAUGAGCAAACGAUUAGAAUUAAAGGUAAGAGCUACGUAAGAAUUUCCAUAUUCUAAGCAGUGUUUUAACACAUUUCCAAAGUUCUCAAAGGUUGUCAAAAACAUUUCGCCGCCAUUUUUUUUUCAACUCUCGUCCUUCUGUUUAACCUCGUUUUCAGGACUUUUCCGUUAGAAAUUGGGAGCCGGCUGCUCGUUUCUAAAGGAAAUGCCCUGGGAGCGAAAUCGCCUGGUGUUUUCAAAUGUGUUAAGGCCUCGUCUGUCGUGUUUAACAUAUUUCUUCUUAUUAUUAUUAUUUCAAUUUUGAAGGACCAUCCGGGUGAGACUUUACGGAGGCCAAUGCAGGCAGGAAAAUUGAAAGGAACGAGUGAUAAAUUAGAAAUACGAGGACAACAACUGGAACUUCAUGUAUGGAGACUCUUGGAGGUGAGCUGUUCUGUAAUAAAAAACCUGCUGCUUGUUUUCCCGAGGCAGUGAUUUUCCCACAACUCCAUGCCAGUACUUUGUCUAUGUCCGCUUUGUCUUCAUCGCUUUGAGACGGGAGACCAUUGUGGACUUCGAGGACUUCCCUGCUGAUGCACGUGAUAAACGUAGCUACUCGAAGGCCGCCUCGUCUUGUUUCGUAGGUCGGUGACUUCUUUUUAAGCAUCUCAUACCUGUUGCCACUGUUUUCACUCUUUGGAGAGAUUUCCGCAGCGCAUAUCUAGUUUCGGAGGUAAAGACACAUUACACGAGAAUACUGUAGCGCUCGUACCGCACGUGGAUGACUGAGCGGCGAUGUCAUCUUUCCCAGGUUGGUACUCAGAGGACUUCACUUUGCUUGUCUGCCUUCAAGUCUUUGCUAAAUGAUUAUCGAGUUCCAUGUCUCCUAAAUGUAGCGAGGACUUUCUUUACCAGUCACUUCUUGGACUUUUUACAUCUGGGAAAUCUCAAGGAAGACACUACUUGCUCGAUUUGUGUCGAGACCUACAACCAACCCAAAACUAUAUCA
Orbicella faveolata is the source of this 3418-nucleotide messenger RNA. RefSeq lists its product as uncharacterized. Lineage: Eukaryota; Metazoa; Cnidaria; Anthozoa; Scleractinia; Merulinidae. The record is from RefSeq and is a predicted model, not a curated record.